Ceutorhynchus assimilis (cabbage seed weevil) is the source of this 572-nucleotide messenger RNA. Lineage: Eukaryota; Metazoa; Arthropoda; Insecta; Coleoptera; Curculionidae. The record is from the annotation of a GenBank genome assembly.
AUGACUGGAAUUUACCCAUUGGAUGAGAAUAUUUUCACCGAUGAAGAUUUUCUACCUGCUUCAGUUACGGAACAAGAAAUGGAUGAUGCAGAUGAAAAUGAUGAAGACAUGCAUAGAAGAGUUGUUUUUGAGGUAGAGGCAGGACCUCACAUAAACGAUGAAAUAAAUUAUGAUGACAAUUCUGAGAUCAUGAAUGUAAGUGAUGCUUCAAAUACUCAGGAUUCUCAAAGAACUGGAUGUUCAGGAGUAGGCGAAUCCCAAGACGUUGGAUGUUCAAAAGCAAUUGCAGAGGAAAUUCCUGAACAGUUAUCUGCAACACUACCUUCAGAUAUUAUUCCUUUGCCAAUACUUACCAAAAAGAGGAAGUGAACAAGAAAAGGUUUGAAGUCUACACUGCUUACGUCAACCCCAAACAAAGAGGAACUGGAAAAGAUAGAAGAGGAGAAACAAAAAAAAUGGAAAAAAAAGGAAGGAAAGUAUCAGAAAAAAUAAAAAAACGAUAAGAAAUAUUUUUGGGAAAAAGAAAGAGAAUCAAAAUCAAUCCUCGUCUGACUCAGAAUCGGAAAUAUCCC